GCUGCAGAAAGUUUAGUUGUGUCAACUGAACUGUGACUCCUCCUGCGUGUAUUUCUCCGCUGUGGUUAUUUUGAAGAGUCAAAAUGCUGCGCAGGUGAACUUGCUCCUCCUUGUCUCGUCGGGGUGUUUGAGAGAGAGUGAAUGAAUCGUCAUGUUCGUGUUGGUGGACAUGGUCGACACUGUUCGGAUCCCUCCGUGGACCUUCGGCAGGCAGCUGAACGAGGCCAUAUCCGAGGAGCUGAACAAGAAACUGGCCAACAAGGUGGUGUACAAUGUGGGCCUCUGUAUCUGCCUGUAUGAUAUCACCAAACUGGAAGACUCUUUCAUCUUCCCAGGAGAUGGCGCCUCACACACUAAAGUUCAUUUCAGGUAUGUUGUUUUCCACCCGUUCCUUGACGAGAUCCUCAUCGGUAAAAUCAAGUACUGCAGUCAGGAGGGAGUUCACGUGACGAUGGGCUUCUUUGACGACAUCCUCAUCCCGCCAGAGUCUCUUCAGCAGCCCGCAAAGUUUGACGAAGCAGAGCAAGUAUGGGUCUGGGAGUACGAGACGGAUGAGGGGGCACACGACCUCUACAUGGACCAAGGAGAAGAGAUACGGUUUCGGGUAGCAGAUGAAGUCUUUGUGGACACGUCGCCAACGGGCCCGACUGCUCCAGCUACUGACACAUCGGCACAGCCAGGACAAUCCACAGCACCGCAGGCAGAGGAGAGCGGGGAGAAGAAGGAGGCACCAUACACUCUGAUUGGGACCAUCUGUGAUCCCGGACUGGGGCUGCUGUCGUGGUGGAACAGCUAGCAACACAGAGGAAGAAAAGAUUGUUUUGUGUGUCUGUAAACAGAUGGACUUCUGCAACUGCUCCGAGACAUGAGGGACAGUCAGCAGAGGACAGUGUCCUGACACAAAGAAGUGUAGACGAUACAGACUGUGAUUGAAACAUGAGCCCAAAAUACAUCAGCUUGGUCAUUGCAUGUAUAAUUAGCUUUUAUAUAUAUUUUUAAAACCAAAUAAUGAUUUUUAUUUUAUAUAUGUCACAUGGGAAUUUCCAGAAAAUAAUUAGGUCAUUAAUCAUUUCAUUGAUAACAUUAAUGUAUUAUUACUGGCUCAGUUUUUGUUCUUCAAAACAGACUUUAAAUUUGUGUAACUUGUCAGGGUACAUAUAAAUAAAAGCAACAUUACAACAAGAAAAACGUUUUCUUUUUAGACAUGUACUGGAUCUAUUAAAUUUAUGAGGCUUUA
Messenger RNA from Nematolebias whitei (Rio pearlfish), 1237 nucleotides. It is a transcript of the gene polr3h, whose product is annotated as polymerase (RNA) III (DNA directed) polypeptide H. NCBI's taxonomy places the organism in Eukaryota, Metazoa, Chordata, Actinopteri, Cyprinodontiformes, Rivulidae. The record is from RefSeq and is a predicted model, not a curated record. The coding region runs from base 152 to 796 and encodes 214 amino acids. The transcript is spliced from 6 exons. Gene Ontology annotation, cellular component: RNA polymerase III complex. Gene Ontology annotation, biological process: DNA-templated transcription; transcription initiation at RNA polymerase III promoter. Gene Ontology annotation, molecular function: DNA-directed RNA polymerase activity; DNA binding.